GAGUUGCUUUUAUCGACAGAUGAAAAGCAUCUUUCUAACGUUUUGUGGCUUAUGUCGGCAAAAGAAGUAUUCAAAGCUUUCAAACCAUUUAAUCAAUGUUUUUAAAGAGAAAAAAGUGUAUUGACUUAACUGAUUUAGUAUGAAAGUAAAGUGUUGUGUAUAAAGUUUAAACUUGAUAAGUGGAUGCCUAUUGGUUUCUUAUAUGUCUAAGUGGACUGCAGUCAUACGUAAUGGCGGAUAAGGCGUUACAGUGGAAAUUAGUGGCUAAUCCCACUGGCCCUCAACCCAGGCCUCGCCAUGGACAUCGUGCCGUUGCUAUUCGAGAUUUAAUGGUUGUAUUUGGCGGUGGUAAUGAAGGAAUUGUCGACGAACUCCAUGUUUACAAUACAGCUACCAAUCAGUGGUUUGUACCAGUAACUAAAGGUGAUGUACCUCCAGGAUGUGCAGCUUAUGGUUUUGUUGUGGAAGGUACUAGGCUUUUAGUUUUUGGUGGAAUGGUAGAAUAUGGCAAAUAUAGUAACGAAUUAUAUGAACUACAGGCUUCAAAGUGGGAAUGGAAGAAAAUUAAUCCAAAAAACCCGAAGGCUGGCCCCCCUCCCUGCCCUAGAUUGGGCCACAGUUUUACUAUUGUAAAUAGCAAAGUUUACUUAUUUGGUGGUCUGGCUAAUGAUAGUGACGAUCCCAAAAAUAAUGUACCAAGAUAUUUAAAUGAUUUGUAUACAUUGGACAUUCGCAGUCCAAUGCAAUGGGAUAUACCUAUUACCCAUGGACCAUCACCUCCUCCUAGAGAAUCUCACACAGGUGUUGCUUAUGUUGAUAAGAAGCGGCAUAAAUCAUUUUUGGUAAUCUAUGGUGGAAUGAGUGGGUGCAGGCUUGGAGAUUUGUGGUUUUUAGAUACUGAUGUAAUGACAUGGAGUCAGCCUAUUGUUUCAGGAAUCACUCCACUACCAAGGUCUCUUCAUACAUCAACUCUUAUUGGUCACCGAAUGUUUGUUUUUGGUGGUUGGGUUCCAGUAGUUGCUGAUGAAGGAAAAUUAGCAACAAAUGAAAAAGAGUGGAAAUGUACUAGUACAAUGGCAUGCCUUAAUUUAGAAUCUAUGAAUUGGGAAGAUUUAAAUAUUCUCAGUGGACACGAAGGCACUGUCCCUUGUGCUAGAGCUGGCCAUUGUGCAGUAGGAAUUAGUACUAGGUUAUAUAUUUGGUCUGGAAGGGAUGGAUAUAGAAAAGCCUGGAAGUUGAAUCAAGUGUGUUGUAAAGAUCUUUGGUAUCUGGAAGUAGACAAACCUCCUGCUCCUAGUAGGGUGUCCCUAGUAAAAGCAGGCACUCAUUCCCUAGAAGUAAAUUGGACGGGAUCACCUUCUGUACACACCUAUGUUCUUCAAAUACAAAAAUAUGACCUCCCCCCAACUCAAACACCAGCUCCAAAAUCAGCAGCAUCUCAACAAAGUACCGCUCAAAUUUUAAGCUCUCCUAAGCAAGCUCCAUCUGUGCCUGGCAGCCCACCUGGUAUUCCAGUUCAAACAAAAACAUCUACACCGAUUUUAAGCCCGUUUAAAGUACAAGUGAAAGCACGAAAUCCUGAUAAAGUUGCUGCAGUGACAACUCCUCAGACGCUUAAUUUACAAUCAGGCACAACUACAGUUCAAAUACAGUCUACAGAUAGUCCCGUGAAAGGGGUUCAGCAGAAUCAAGCACCUACAGGUCAGAUGUUUGGCAUCCAAGCAUUGGCGGCGGCGGCAGCUGCUACUCAGAAAAUAACUGUGGCUCAGCCUACCCAAAUAAAAUUAGCCAAUUCAGUGAGAGUUCAAGGUGCACCUAGUGCCACAAUAAUAAAGACAGCAACUACUCAACAAGCUGGCAAACCUGUCUUGGUCAAACAAGCGGCCAAUAUUCAAAAAUCCGGUGUCCAGCCGCAAGUAGUCACUCUUGUCAAGACCAGCACUGGCAUGACAUUGGCAACCUUGCCCAAGGGAGGAAGUAUUGUACAAACAAAAGCUCCUGGCCAAGUUAUUAGCCCACAAACAAAAAAUACUAUAGUUAAGCUUGUACCUAGCAAUUCCAAUAGUCUCAAUUCCAAGGUCUUGACAACCUUAAAAACAAUUCCUUCUAAUAUGAUUCAAAUGAAUAAAACGACAGGUAAAUUUGUUUUGUCAAAGGGACCUGCUGGUCAGAUUCCCACAAUAGGAAAUCAACAAGUUCUGGUGGUCAGUUCUACAAGUGGUCUUAAAAAUAUACAGACAGUGACCAACGCUCAGGCAGUAAACAUGUCAUUAGUGAAAACCAAUACUGUCACCACAAAUCCUAUAGUCACCGCAUCUUCACUUCAGUGGCUUCAAGGUGUUAAAAUUGCCAAACCAAUUACCAUUUCUAUGCCAAUGCAAGUUGUUGGAUCUACAAAAACAGUUACCCUUUCAAAAACUACCAAACAAGUAAUGAUUGGUGGUAAACAGCUGACAGUGCAGAUGGCAACUGGUUCCAACAAAACCUUAACUGUCGUUCAGCCAUCCCAAAUAGGCAAGAUUGUACGUCUUCCUACUACUUCAAACAUUAGUAAUAAUAUUGAACAGCCUAAAUUAAUGGUUGUUCAGAGACCAAAACAAACAACUCAGCCAUCAGUCACAUUAGCCUCAACUUCAUUCGAAACCCCAGUGACUACUGAUGCUGCUCUUGCGGCAUUAGCAGCUGAGGCUGGUCUUAUAGACCCUGAGUCUGAUAAACAGCUUGAACCAAAAGAUAUUGACAUGGUUUCUGUUGAUCAGAUGAUGGUAACUGACGACGGGAGUGAGGACGCGUCUGUUCUUUCUGAAAGCGCAGACGCUGCAGAGCUAUCUGCCAGUGGGUUAUUGGGUGGUAGUUUACCUUACAAAUUAACUUUAAAAGGUGGUGGUAGUCAUCCUCCUUCAGGUUAUCGGUAUAAUAAACUAGGUCUAAAAGGCGGCAGUAAAGACGAAGAUAUUUCCAAAUCGCCUACAACUACUGCAGAAGCCGACUCUACAGAAAAUGUAAACGGUCUGGCUAAGACAAAAGAAGAUAAUGCAGAGAAGACUGUCACUGACGAAGGAAUGGCGGUUGAACUUAACUCUACAGACAUAAAGAGCGAGCUAACCACAGAGGAUACCGCGACAUAUCAGUUUAAAGACGAGCCUGAAGAUACUUUAGACACUCUGAACGCAGGAGUCAGCGAGACGUCGCUUGAUUUAGAUUUGAAAAGUGAAGAGCCGGACAGCGGAUUCAAUUCCUCAUUCCAUUCGAACAGAAUAGGCGAGUUAGAAGGCGCAGACCCGGAAGACGAAGAUGAAGAAAUGAAUGAGCAAAUAGAUGAGAAAGACGUGUUGGAAAAAACAGAAGGAAGCGAAGAUCCUCUUGCAGCUCUAGCCACUGCAGCGCUAGAUGCCUCCAAAGGCAUACACAAGACUGAAUUGAAUGGUUCUGUUGUACCCCAAGAGCCUGUAAAGGGAACAUGGUAUACUGUAGGUUUUAUUAAAGGGACAAGUUACGAUGUACAAAGCUACUUCCUGCUGUCAGAUACGGACAAUUUGACAGUGGACGAACUUCCUGAAUUAUCGAAUUUCCCGAGAAUUAGUCUAGAGCCGGGCACAGCUUAUAAAUAUAGAGUGGCUGGAAUAAAUUCCGUCGGAAAAGGAGAGUGGAGCGAGGUUUCAGCGUUUAAGACCUGUGUGCCAGGCUAUCCUGGAGCGCCCUCGGCUAUAAAAAUCGCCAAAGCCAACGAUGGCGCCCACUUAUCAUGGGAACCACCAGGUUCGAACCCCCACGAAAUUCUAGAAUAUUCUGUAUAUCUUGCUGUUAAAGGAAAGGAAAAGGCAGGUAGUGGAUCUGUGCCCCAACAGGCCUUUAUUAGAGUAUAUUGUAAAUAA
This is a messenger RNA of Sitophilus oryzae (rice weevil), 3875 nucleotides long. RefSeq names its product host cell factor 2 (gene Hcf). Bases 231 to 3875 code for a protein of 1214 amino acids. Gene Ontology annotation, molecular function: transcription coactivator activity; protein binding. Gene Ontology annotation, cellular component: histone methyltransferase complex. The record is from RefSeq and is a predicted model, not a curated record. The transcript is spliced from 14 exons. Gene Ontology annotation, biological process: regulation of DNA-templated transcription; chromatin remodeling. Lineage: Eukaryota; Metazoa; Arthropoda; Insecta; Coleoptera; Curculionidae.